AAGUGAAAAUAGACAUGACUGGGAAAUCGGGAGUGUUUUGUUGGAAGCAACAGUUAACAUGGAGUACUUUAAAGAGGGCGCUGUCCACCACACAUCGGUCUGUUCUGGAGGGGUACGAUAAAACCCAGGCUGCUCUGAUGGAGGAGGAGUGCAUUCUUACAGACAGGGAUGACAAAGUUAUGGGAAAAGCCUCCAAAAAAACCUGCCACUUAAUGCAGAACAUAAACAAAGGUAUGCUGCAUCGGGCUUUUAGUGUGUUCCUCUUUAACUCGCAUGGUAAUCUGCUCUUACAACAAAGAUCUGAUGCCAAAAUUACGUUUCCAGGUCAUUUUACAAACACCUGCUGUAGCCAUCCUUUACACACACCUACAGAACUAGAAGGCCAUGAUGCGUUGGGAGUUAAAAGAGCAGCUCAAAGAAAACUCCAACAUGAACUUGGCAUUGAUCCAAAUAAGCUUUCAACAGAAGACCUCAAGUUCUUGACCCGGGUCCAUUACCUAGCAGAAAAUGCCCCGGACCCUGGAGUGUGGGGCGAACACGAGAUUGACUACAUACUAAUAGCCCAGAAAGACGUGGCUAUUACUGCUAAUCCUAAUGAGGUCAAAAGUCAUGUAUACGUAAACAGGCAGCAAUUACUGCAGAUGAUGGAUAAAUCCAGGACAGGUGAUAUUUUAAUUACUCCAUGGUUUAGGUUGAUUGUGGACAAAUUUCUGAUGAACUGGUGGGAUAAUUUACCUGACAUUGAACAACAUAAAGACAACCAUAUACAUAGACUGUGUGAUAAAUAACAAAAUAGGAUCAUAGGAAUGAUUAUUGUUCAUUCAUUGAUGUUAUAUAAAUGUGCAAUAAAAAUGUCUGUGAAAUUA
Molecule: messenger RNA, 866 nt
Organism: Saccostrea echinata
Lineage: Eukaryota; Metazoa; Mollusca; Bivalvia; Ostreida; Ostreidae
Product: isopentenyl-diphosphate Delta-isomerase 1-like
Exons: 6
Coding region: 15-788 (257 amino acids)
Biological process (GO): isopentenyl diphosphate biosynthetic process; isoprenoid biosynthetic process
Cellular component (GO): cytoplasm
Molecular function (GO): isopentenyl-diphosphate delta-isomerase activity
Source: RefSeq, a predicted model, not a curated record